Molecule: messenger RNA, 315 nt
Organism: Glarea lozoyensis ATCC 20868
Lineage: Eukaryota; Fungi; Ascomycota; Leotiomycetes; Helotiales; Helotiaceae
Exons: 2
Coding region: 1-315 (104 amino acids)
Source: RefSeq, a predicted model, not a curated record
AUGUCAGCUCAAGCAACCCGAGCCUUGCAGCUGAAGAUUCGUCGCAUCGUCUGGACGGGCGCGAUUGCUUCUGUGACGGCUAUGGGCGCGUGGUAUGGCGCUGGCCUUAAGAUUCAGAGCGAGGAGAAGAAGAUCAUGAAAGAAAGACUCGAAGCUACGCCAGCGGAAAAGAUUAAAUUGCUGGAGCAACAGAGGAUCGAGUUGUUGACUAAGAGACAUGGGAUUGAGAAGAAGAUUAGGCAGUUGGAGAUGAGGGGGGCGGGGGCGACGAGGGCGGAGAGUAUGGCGGGGAUGGAGAGAAAGAGGGGGGAGUGA